Molecule: messenger RNA, 3444 nt
Organism: Gracilinanus agilis (Agile Gracile Mouse Opossum)
Lineage: Eukaryota; Metazoa; Chordata; Mammalia; Didelphimorphia; Didelphidae
Gene: SECISBP2L
Product: SECIS binding protein 2 like
Exons: 18
Coding region: 1-3315 (1104 amino acids)
Biological process (GO): selenocysteine incorporation
Cellular component (GO): ribonucleoprotein complex
Molecular function (GO): ribonucleoprotein complex binding; selenocysteine insertion sequence binding; mRNA 3'-UTR binding
Source: RefSeq, a predicted model, not a curated record
AUGGACCGAGCCACCGCUGCUGCUGCCGUCGCCGCCGGGGACCAGAAUGUCAAGCUAUCAGCCGAAGUAGAGCCAUUUGUUCCUCAGAAAAAGACUCCUGAUACACUUAUGAUCCCAAUGGCACUUCCAGGUGAUAGUGGAAGUGUGGGUGGAGUGGAACCAACUCCAAUUCCCAGCUACCUGAUUACUUGUUACCCGUUUGUGCAAGAAAACCAGUCUAAUAGACAAUUUCCAUUAUAUAACAAUGACCUACGAUGGCAACAACCGAAUCCAAAUCCUCCAGGGCCAUACCUUGCUUAUCCCAUUAUAUCUGCUCAACCACCUGUUUCUACAGAAUAUACAUAUUACCAGUUGAUGCCAGCUCCAUGUGCCCAAGUCAUGGGGUUUUAUCAUCCUUUUCCUACACCUUACUCCAGCACCUUUCCAGCAGCAAAUACUUUAAAUACUAUUCCUACAGAAUGUACUGACCGCCCAAAUCAGCUUGGACAAGUCUUUCCACUGUCCAGCCAUAGAAGCAGAAGUAGUAACAGAGGCCCCAUUGUUCAGAAACAGCAGCAACUUUUACAGCAACAUGUAAAAACUAAAAGGCCACCAGUAAAAAGUGUAGCUACUCAGAAAGAAACCAGUGCAGCAGGACCUGAUAAUCGGUCAAAAAUUGUGCUUCUGGUGGAUGCUUCCCAGCAAACAGAUUUUCCAUCAGAUAUCGCUAACAAGUCUCUUUCAGAAAGUACUUCUACAAUGCUCUGGAAAUCAAAAGGAAGAAGGAGAAGAUCAUCCCACCCUACAGCAGAAUCCUCUAGUGAGCAAGGAGCUAGUGAAGCUGACAUUGACAGUGAUAGUGGUUACUGCAGUCCUAAACACAGCAACAAUCAGGCUACAGCAAUGACUUCCAGAAAUACUGAUUCUAGUUCAAUUAAUCUUAUGGAACCAUCAAUAUGUUCAGGUGGGACAAGUUGGUCCAAUGUAACUUCUCAGGCAACUCAGAAAAAACCUUGGAUGGAAAAAAGUCAGCCGUUUUCUAGAGGUGGAAGGCAAACUGAGCAAAGAAAUAAUUCACAGGUUGGAUUCAGAUGCCGUGGACAUAGCACAUCUUCAGAAAGAAGACAGAGUUUACAGAAGAGACAAGACAAUAAACCAUUAAACAACCAUUCUCAUAGAGUAGAAGCAAGUUCUGACCCAUUAUAUUUUGAGGAUGAAGAUGAAUUUACAGAACUGAAUGAGACUGGAAGUGCUAAAGAUGAGAACAUUCAACAAAAAAUUUCUGCAAAAGUAUUGGAUGACUUACCUGAAAAUUCACCAAUUAACAUAGUUCAGACUCCAAUUCCUAUAACAACCUCUGUACCUAAACGUGCAAAAAGUCAAAAGAAGAAGGCUUUAGCAGCAGCACUUGCCACAGCUCAGGAAUAUUCAGAAAUCAGUAUGGAGCAAAAAAAAAUACAGGAAGCUUUAUCAAAGGCAGCAGGCAAAAAGAGUAAGACUCCUGUGCAGCUUGAUUUAGGGGAUAUGUUAGCAGCUCUGGAAAAGCAACAGCAAGCAAUGAAAGCUCGGCAAAUCACCAAUACCAGACCAUUAACAUAUACAGUGGUCAGUGCUGUUCCUUUACAGUCUAAAGAUUCUGCCAACAGAAAGUCUUUAACCAAAAGUCAACCCUGUUUGGCACCUCUUAACCCUUUGGACACUACUUCCCCCAAAAUAAAAAGAGGAAAAGAGAAAGAAAUUGCAAAACUUAAACGACCCACAGCACUUAAAAAGGUUAUUCUGAAAGAGAGAGAGGAAAAGAAAGGGCGUUUCACUGUAGACCAUAGUCUUCUGGGAUCUGAGGAGCCAAUAGAGAUGCCCUUAGAUUUUAUUGAUGAUUUGCCACAGGAGAUUGCCUCCCAGGAAGAUACUGGACUAAGUAUGCCUAGUGAUACUUCACUCUCUCCAGCAAGUCAGAAUUCGCCAUACUGCAUGACACCUGUGUCACAGGGCUCUCCUGCCAGCUCAGGGAUAGGCAGUCCAAUGGCAUCUUCAGCAAUUACCAAAAUCCACAGCAAAAGAUUUCGAGAGUACUGUAAUCAGGUUCUCUGUAAAGAAAUUGAUGAAUGUGUGACUCUGCUUCUUCAAGAGCUUGUUAGUUUUCAGGAGCGCAUUUACCAAAAGGAUCCGGUAAAAGCAAAAGCAAGAAGACGUCUAGUUAUGGGCCUUCGGGAGGUUACCAAGCAUAUGAAGUUAAACAAGAUCAAGUGUGUUAUUAUUUCUCCCAAUUGUGAAAAAAUACAGUCAAAAGGUGGCUUAGAUGAGGCACUUUAUAAUGUUAUAGCUAUGGCACGGGAACAGGAAAUCCCCUUUGUCUUUGCACUUGGACGGAAAGCUCUGGGUCGCUGUGUGAACAAGCUGGUGCCUGUCAGUGUUGUGGGAAUUUUCAACUACUGUGGUGCUGAGAGCCUGUUUAAUAAGUUGGUAGAAUUGACUGAGGAAGCCAGGAAAGCUUAUAAAGACAUGGUGGCAGCAAUGGAACAAGAACAAGCUGAAGAAGCCUUGAAGAAUGUUAAGAAGGUUCCCCACCACAUGGGCCAUUCCCGGAAUCCUUCUGCAGCAAGUGCAAUUUCUUUUUGCAGUGUUAUUUCUGAACCCAUCUCUGAAGUUAAUGAAAAAGAAUAUGAAACAAAUUGGAGAAAUAUGGUGGAAACUUCAGAUGGACUAGAAACAUCCGAAAAUGAGAGAGAUACUUCAUAUAAGGUCAUUUCACUUGAAACAUCCAAUAAAGUUCCAAAUGACAAAGUUCUUGUUAAUAAACAGCUACCCUCAGUGACUACUGGUGGCACUGCCUCAACUACAAACCCUGGGAAAUGUACAGUGAGUGACAAAGAAGAAGUGAAGCCGGAUGACCUAGAAUGGGCAUCACAGCAAAGUACAGAGACAGGAUCUUUGGAUGGGAGCUGCCGAGAUAUUUUGAAUUCUUCUAUCACCAGUACUACAAGUACUCUUGUACCAGGGAUGCUUGAGGAAGAAGAGGAUGAAGAUGAUGAUGACGAUGAAGAUUACCCCCAUGAACCCAUAUCUGUAGAAGUGCAGCUCAACAGUAGGAUCGAAUCAUGGGUCUCAGAAACCCAGAGAACUAUGGAAACCCUUCAGCUUGGGAAAACCCUUAAUGGAGCAGAGGAAGACAAUAUAGAACAAAGUGGAGAAGAAGAAAUAGAGGUUCCAGAGCAGACAGAUCCAGUAAAUGACAGUGAGGAAUGGACUGCUGAUAAACAAGCAAGCAGUGUCCAAGAGAAACCCAACAGCUGUAAUUCUCCUAAUAAAGAACAUUCUGAUUCUAUUACAACAUAAAAAAUGCAUAACUCAGGAAAUUAAAAAAUAUAUACAUAUAUAUAUAUAAAUUAACUGUGUAAGGGUUGCAGCCAUUACCUUUUAUGCUUCAUCUCAACAUUUUGCACUGUUAAAUGUUUAAUAAGUGUA